This is a messenger RNA of Musa acuminata AAA Group (dessert banana), 5781 nucleotides long. RefSeq lists its product as uncharacterized. The transcript is spliced from 35 exons. Gene Ontology annotation, biological process: tRNA methylation. Gene Ontology annotation, molecular function: tRNA (guanine) methyltransferase activity; RNA binding. Lineage: Eukaryota; Viridiplantae; Streptophyta; Magnoliopsida; Zingiberales; Musaceae. Bases 47 to 5539 code for a protein of 1830 amino acids. The record is from RefSeq and is a predicted model, not a curated record.
UUCCCCAAGAAAAGCGGAAGAAGAAUAACGGUCCACCAAGAAACCUAUGGAGGAGCAAGAGUCCCAGCAGCAAGUUUCGUCCCCCGCCGUCUCCGCCCACAUCGCUUCGCUCCUCAAGAGCCUCGCCGUCGUCCCCUCCGCCGCCGCCCCCGCGAUCAUCGAUUGCGUCCUCGUCUCCUCCUCUUUUUCCCCUUCGGCCCUCUUCUCCUUACUCCUCGAAGCAUUCGCAGGCGCCGCGGAGCCGCUUCAAUCGAAUUACAUCUUGUCGUACACGAGUUGUCUUUGCCAUCUGAUCAAGAAAACCCGGUUUCAAGAUGGUUCAAUGCGACAGCUUAUAUGGAGAGUUUUCUUACCUCUUCUCAAAUCUAUCAAUUCGGAUGACUCCGAGUUGUUCAACCAGGUUAAUGGUUUGUUCUGUGACCUUGUGUCCGAGAUUCAGUCAUGGGAUCUUUUGGGAGCCACGUUGGUGCCAUUUUGUCUGAGAUCUUUGGGACUUAUAAUUGGCAUGCCUCAAAAUGAAGAUUUGGCAGCUUAUAAAUGGACAACGAGUGAUGUCGUCGAACAAGGUUCAGAUGACAUCGCUUUAGGAGUUUUACCCUUGCAAAUUGUAUCACAUAUCUUGAUGUCACUACUAGAGUCUGCAAUGACAUGCAGGGAGGAAAUCCAAAGUGUUGGACAAACCUUGAUUAAUGGGGGUGACUCUUUGGAAUGUUUUAUCAAUAAACUAACAUGGGACUUGUCCAGAUUAGCACUUGGAGUGCUUAUGCAGGGUUCAGAAUAUCGCUCUUGUGCUAUGCGCUUGCUCCUUCCGGUUGUUUUUAGCUCGCUCAGUAAGCCGUCUCUGGUUACAAUUCAGGUGCAAGGGUCACAAUAUAGCGUUUCAAGGGCUUGUUUUUCAGAAGAACUAUGGAACUGCUGCUCAUCUUUGUUUACUCUUGGACAUCUAGAGCGGCUGGAUGCAUUUAGCAUACUUUCUUUAUAUUUCUCUAUAUUUUAUGAGAGAGAAGAUUUCGAGCUAUCAGUUGAUAAAACCACUUAUGCAUUAAAUAUAAUAGCCAAAAAGGAAUUUUGGGAGGAAAUUCGCAAGGGAUUGGUGGAUAAGGAUCCUUUUGUAAGAAAGCAAGCACUUUAUAUUCUGAAAAUAAUGUUAAGACACUAUUCCUUUCUUGAAAGCCAAUAUGGUGGAUGUUGCUCUGGUAAUUCAGUAAUGGUAGUAGAGGAUAACAAGAUAAAUUUGAGUAGUGCAACUCCUUCUAGUGUUAGUGUGACAAAACGAGAGAAAUGGGCUGAUACAGAGGCUAGAUCCUUAGGUGUAGGAGAAGUGUGCCAUUUGGGGUAUCAGGAUUUAGAUAGUCAUGGCAGGUGGAAGGUCUUUAUACUCCUUUAUGAAAUGCUUGAAGAGUAUGGAACACACUUAGUCGAGGCAGCUUGGAGACACCAGGUGUCUUUGUUGUUUCAGUCUAGACUACUUAUUAGUUCGUCUUCAAAAUUGUUUUCUUGUGAAGUCUAUGAAUCCCAGAUGGAAAAUCUAGAAGCAAUUUUCAGUUGGCUAGCAGUACUCUGGGAGCGUGGUUUUUGUCAUGAAAACCCUCAAGUCCGAAGUCUAAUUAUGGACUCAUUCUUGUGCAUCGAUUGGGAGAAUGUUGGAACCUAUGCACAAAAAAUUCCUACAAGCUUUGUACUUGGACCCCUUACACAAGCUCUGAAUGAUGUCGUGCACCACAACGACUUUGGUAUAAAGGGAGUGUACACUUCAAAGACAAUAGAACAUGGUAUGAAAUUCUACCAUGAAUUUUCACGUCAGUGGACAUUGAGUGACCGUGCUGCAUUUGUUCGGAUUUUGGCAUCUGUUUUGUUAUCUGAUUCAUUUGGACGAGCUGGGCUAAUGGCUCUUGCCUUGUGUAUGGCUUCAGCUGCUUGUCAUUCUGUUACACACAGUGGAAGUCAAGUAUGUUCGGAUGCAGAACUAAAAUCUACUCAAAGUAGGUUUUUGCCCUGCAGUUCUGCUGAUUUGUUGGACUCUCUGGGAAUUAUUAUUGAGAGGAGUAAACAACAUUUCAAUCCAAACUAUCGUCUUAAAGUUUGUGCACAUGUUCUAAAAGCUGCAUCAUCGCUGAUAAACAUUGUGGAGGUUCAACUUGAUCUGCUGCUGCAUUUUAUAUCAACAGUGCCUCGAGAGUUCACUGAUCAUGCUGGAUCCCUAAGAGUGAUGGUGCGACAAUGGCUUAUGCAAUCUGGUGGUACCAACUUACAAUCUAGUGAUGCCCAUUUACAUGUUCUGAAUAAUCUUAUCAACUUUCCUUCAAGCUUCAUCACGCAGACACAGACAUCUGCCUCAGUUGCUUUUGACGAUGAAGAUGUAGAUUUAUGGGGAAGAGAGGCACAAAGGUGGGCAAGAGUGCUUUUCCUUGUAAUCACAGAGGAGGAACAUAUGGAAGCUGUAUUCAUGUUUCUACAAAAGUCAAGCAGUUGUCUUUGUAAACGGGACUCAUGUAAGGAAUGGGUUCCUAUCAAGUUUCUUAUUCUCAUUUUUGCCUUGGUUGAAGAGCUUCAAGUUGGACGUAGUGACACUGGGUAUUCCUCCACAGCUAGAUUUCAAAUAGAUUCUGGAAUAUCGGAUCAUUUCUCUUCAUUGUUGAUUUCCAUAUAUGACAAAUCCACUGAAACAUUUCUUCCUUUAUUGGAAGAACUUGUCUCUUAUGCUAAGUUAGUAUCACCAACAUUCUGGUCACAUCCUGUCGUGAAUGACAUGCAAUUACCUUUAUCUGUCAAAGGGAAGCUUGGGGGUCCAAGUCAGAGGCGAUUACCAUCUGCAAUGAUUUCUAGGGUUCUGCAAGCUAUUUUCUCUAUCAGGACUGUUGCUUCAAUUUCAACAUGGUGUAAUGAUAUGGCAAGAGGCAAAAUUUCUGAUUCUUCAUUUAUUUUUUUAUGGAACUUUUCUUGGAAAGCUAUCCGGUCUUCUACAUAUGACUCAGAGGCUGGAGCAGAAAUUUGUUUAGCUAUGUAUGAAGCAUUGGCAAGCGUCUUCAAAGCCUUUUCUACCACUUUCACUAAUUCCCAUUUGGAUUUUGUGAUGGAAUAUAACAAGACAUGGUUGCCAAAUGGGGAAGUGACACAUUUGUUAGAUCCUUUGGUUCUUACCUUCCUCCACAAUACUAACAAUCUGCUUGCUAAUGGUCAAUUGACACGAAGCCGGCGAGCAGUUUUAAUGAAUUGGAAGUGGGUUUGCCUAGACUCUCUGCUGUCAAUUCCUCUUAAUGUCAUUUCAAAGGGUCACUUAAAGUCUGCAGACUCCUUAUUUUCUGAUUCAACUCUCAGAAGUGUAUUUGUUGAUAUUGUGGAAAGCCUUGAAAAUGCUGGUGAAAGUUCUGUGUUACCUAUGUUGAAAUCUGUGAGGUUGGUUUUGGGACUUCUAUGUUCCAAUAUGAUACCUCCAAUUAUCACCCCCCAUGGAGUCACUAGUGAGAUGAUGCUGCAGUUGGCUCAGUCUUCUUGGAUAUUACACAUCAAUUGCAACAAGCGUAGGGUUGCACCUAUUGCUGCACUUAUAUCUGCUGUCUUGCAUGAGUCAUUGUUCGGUGACUUGAGCAUGCAUGAGAUGGACGACAAUAACCCUGGCCCUAUAAAGUGGUUCAUUGAGAAACUUCUUGAUGACGGCAAAAGAAGUCCUCGGACUAUUCGACUUGCAGCUUUACACUUAACGGGGUUGUGGCUCUUGUAUCCUGCAACAAUUAAAUAUUACAUAAAAGAGUUGAAGUCACUGACAUUAUAUGGCUCUGUGGCUUUUGAUGAAGAUUUUGAAGCAGAGCUAUCAGAGAAUCAUGAAGCUCAAAUUGAGGUUUCAUUGCUUGCUCGAAGUCCUGAUCAUGAAUUCACAGAGGUGUUUAUCAAUACAGAGAUGUAUGCUCGUGCUUCUGUUGCUGCUCUCUUUUACAAACUUGCAAAUUUUAAUUCUAUGAGAGGAGAAAGGGAACAAAAAGAUGCUGUUUUAAGUGGCAAAAUGUUUUUACUGGAACUGCUCGAUUCUGUGGCUAAUGAGAAAGAUCUUGCAAAAGAGCUUUACAAGAAGUAUAGUGGUGUCCAUAGGCAAAAAGUCCGUGCUUGGCAAAUGAUUUGUAUACUUUCACAUUUUGUUGAGGAUGAUAUUGUUGGGAAAGUUACAUCCAACCUUCACAUUUGCCUCUAUAGAAACAACCUACCUGCCGUGAGACAGUAUUUGGAAACUUUUGCAAUACAAAUUUAUUUAAAAUUUCCAUCUCUGGUUGCAGAGCAAUUAGUUCCUAUUUUUCGCAAUUAUAAUAUGCGGCCACAGGCACUUUCUUCAUAUGUAUUCAUAGCAGCUAAUGUGAUUCUUCAUGAAAGCGAGUUGGCUGUUCAAAGAAAACAUUUAAAUGAAUUACUUCCUCCAAUAAUUCCAUUAUUAACAUCUCAUCAUCACAGUUUACGUGGUUUUACUCAGCUACUAGUUUUCCAUGUACUCUGCAAACUGUGGCCUACUAUGAUUAUUAAUGGUUCAGACGUUGCAUCCUUGGAGAAGAAGUGCUUUGAGGAAUUGAAAUCAUAUUUAGCAGAAAAUAUCGACUGUUCUAGGCUAAGGGCAUCAAUGGAAGGCUUGUUUAAUGGUUUUGAUCCUAGGUCAUCUGCAACUCCUACGGGUGUUUUUGAUGUUCAGAAAGAGGGAUCUGAAUUUGAAUGCGUGCCUGUUUCACUGAUGGAACAAGUCAUGGACUUUUUAAAUGGUGUGAGGGAGGAUCUAAGGCACUCCAUCGCAAAGGAUUCCAUGAUCAUUAAGAAUGAGAGCUUGACAAAUAAUGGUAAGGGCAUGGCAAAAAGACCUGAUGGCAAUGCUGAGGAACCCCAUGCUACUCUGAAGGACAUCAAUUUGGAUUUUCAGAAGAAAAUUACACUGCCCAAAGAAGCGAGGUCACCCAUUGAUGCUAGUAAUGAAAUUACUACAAGUGAUGUUGAGUUUCCAAAACUAAUCUCUGAUCUUGAAAAGGAAGACCAGCUUUUUGGCUCAGUGUUGCAAGCAAGGAAUCGAGCUUUGGACACAAUAAGGCAAAAGCAACAACAAUUUAUUCUUGUAGCGUCAUUGAUUGACCGUAUACCUAAUCUUGCUGGAUUAGCAAGAACUUGUGAGGUUUUCAAAGCAGCUGGUUUGGCCAUUGCUGAUGCUAGCAUUUUGCAGGACAAACAGUUCCAGCUUAUCAGUGUGACAGCUGGGAAAUGGGUGCCAAUUAUUGAGGUUCCAGUUUGCAGUAUAAAAGUUUUCUUGGAGAACAAAAGGCAAGAGGGCUUUUCCAUAUUGGGUCUCGAGCAGACAGCAAAUAGCAAACGUCUAGAUCAGUAUUCCUUUCCGACCAAAACAGUUCUGGUCUUGGGCAGAGAGAAGGAAGGUAUUCCUGUUGACAUUAUCCAUGUCUUAGAUGGUUGUGUUGAGAUACCUCAACUGGGGGUUAUCAGAUCACUCAAUGUUCACGUCAGUGGUGCCAUAGCGCUGUGGGAAUAUACAAGGCAACAAAGACAAAAUCUAUCAUAAUGUUUAUGAAACAACUCGAUUGAUUUAAAUGAAGCUGCAAUUUUUGUACCAUGCCAAACUGUACUAUAUGUACUUAUGUAUAAGGCUAUAUAAUAUUGUGGUAUAUACUCAGUGAAUGAUGUUGUAAUGUUUAAAAUUAUACAUUGUAGACUUCAUUAUAGUGAUCUUAGGAGAUGACAUGGAUUACUCUUGUAUUUGUUGUAUUGAGCUUACUGGUAUAAGCAGGCCAGUGCUAAUCGUUA